GCCGAGCCCAAACCGGAAGCCGGGUAGUGGAGGGGGAAACGCCACUUCCGUCUCUAUGGAACAGAUGCGGCGGAGGCUAACGAAGAAGCGGGGAGAAAUGUUCAAAGCAGACCUGAGAUGGCUUCCAUGAAUUUUAGAUGUUUCCAGGCAUCUAUUUCUAGACUGCAAGCAUGUAGACAGUUGCUAACUCAAGGCACAGCCUUGAACCAUUUUGGCCAGCAAAUUAGGCAGCUCAGGUUAUGUCCCCAUGGUCCUUCAACAUUGCAAACAGUUUGUUCAGUCUGUGGUUUUCAGUGCACGACUUGUAGAAACUACCAUAUGGAACUGGGAAAUCACCCCGGCUAUGUUACGGGCAUGGUGCAACUCCGUGGAGAAGCUGGUAACAGUGUAAAAUCUGGCAGCACAUGGACAGAUGAACAAGUGUUUUUGAAGAAGUUGAACUGUUUCUGUUCAUACAAAGACAUUUUCAGAUUUGUAAGCACAAUGGAAAGUUUAUCUGACACCAUGGUGGCAGCUGUCCUUCAGCGGGUCUGUGACGUUCAACUGGAGGACAGUAUGCUGAAGAAUCCUGAAGAGGUGAUGGAGGAUGAAGUCUUCAGGUCACUUUGCUUCCAGCUGGAACAAGAAUCACCAAGCCUGUCUGAAUCUGCUCUUGUAAAUUCACUAAAUGCUUUGAUAAAAUUACGUGUGAGUCCCUGGAGUACCUUGAUGGUUCGUUUGGUGUCAGAGAGCCAAGAACGCCUGGAUAAAGGCCAGAUGACUAUUAGAAAUCUGUGUGUUCUUGGAGAAUCCUUGUUCAAUCUAGAGGGUCCAAGCUGUGCUAUUCUGGAACAAAUUAUGGACCAAGUUCAGAGUACAAACCUGGAGGACUGGAAGGCUGAUGAAAUGGCCAUGGUCUACAAAAUGCUGCAGCUGGGUGUCGGGGAGAGAGGAAAAUACCAAGCCCUAUUAAACAAAAUGAGCAGUUUAGCUGUAACUCAGGUUCCUCAGUUCAGCCCCGAAAUAACAAGUACAGUGUUAAAUGCUCUGGUGGUUCUUGAUCAAACCCAAGCCAUUCCUCUAGUGAUAAAGCUUUGCAAGCAUUCAGUACGGCAUGUCCCACAUUUCACGGAUAAUGAGCUAGAAAAAGUGCUGGAGGCUUUCAUUCAUUUUGGACACAACGACCAGUUCUUCACUGAAGCUCUAGAAAGACAUGUUGCCAAACACGCCUUCACCAUGCAUCCCAGUGCAGUUUCCAAAGUCAUGCAGUUCUGCAGCAGGAAGCGCAUCCUUUCUAAAAGCAUCUUCAAUGCAGUGGCAGAGAGUUUCAUCUACAAUGCUGACAACUUCACCACUGCUCAGAUCGCGGAGCAGAUUAUUCCAUUUGGGAAACUCAACUAUUUGCCUCCGUGUGCUCCUUCUCUUUUCCAGAAGCUCGAAAGGAUACUCAGCACGCGAUCGGCCCAGUUUCAGCCUCAUGUGUUCUUGAGCCUUCUUCAUGCAUGCACCCUAGUUGAACGCUAUCCCCUGAAUUUCCUGGCAAAAGUGUUUAGUCCCUAUUUUCUGCAGCAGUUGCAAGCUGAAGGACCUGGUUUGAAGAAGUCUGUUCUUUCUCAGUUGACCCAGCUAUUUCUAACAGCAACACUGGAGUGUCCUUCCUACGAGGGUCCCCAACUCCUUCCCAAGUACUUUGUCAAGUCCUUUCUCACGCCAGAUCAUUCAAUGGAGUCCUUGGUAGAAAGUCACCUCUACAACAGAGUAAAGGCUGGCCUCACUGACCUCUUGGGGGCCCGAAUAUAUUUUGCUUCUCACGUGUUGACACCGUACUGCUAUACUCUGGAUAUUGAGAUUAAACUCAAUGAUGAAGGAUUUGUACUACCAGCUAAUAGACAUGAAGAGGCGUACCAAAGCAGAAUAGCUCUCUGCAUUGAUGAUCAAAGAAGAUUUUGCACCAACAGUCACAAUCUUCUUGGAAACGAGGCCAUUAAGCAAAGGCACCUGCAGCUAGCCGGGUACAAAGUUGUGCAGAUUCCAUUUUUUGAGUUUGAGUCACUGAAGACCAGAAGUGAUAUAGUGGAAUACCUGCACAAGAAAAUUUUUUCUAACUCUUACAGGCUCAGCUGGUGAUUGAAAUAGAAUCCAAAUGAUGCUGACAGAUCUAUGAAGAUUAUUAUUAUUUUAAAUUCGAGACUUGGUUAAGCUACUGUGAUUUUAAAAAAAACUGAAUCUUGUUUUCUGGGCCAGUCAUUGAGCUAUCAAAUUGUAGAGCUGGAAGAGACCCUAAGGGCCACCCCCCUGCAGUACUGGAAUCUCAGCUAAAGCAUCCAUGACAGAUCCAACCUCUGCUUAAAAACCUUCAAGGAAGGAGUCCACCACCUCCUGAGACCGUUCCACUGUGGAACAGCUCCGUCCUCUAACAAUACAUAAAGAGAAUGUGUCAAAAAGAUUGUAAAAUACAACUAAAUUUAUUUUUUUAGUGCGACUGUAUUCCUCCCAAAUAAAUCUGGGGAGAAAAUAUUUUAUUACACCCACACAGACUACAAAUGCCUAGGUUCCCUCUCUCAAAGAGCACUUAUGUUUCCCCUCACCUCACUACUUGGGCAACUCUCCCUCUGGGCACCCACAGGAUUUUUUCCCAGACCAGAGUGGGGAAGUAAGUGAGAGGGGUUGGAGCAGGCUAGUUCCUCACACAAAAAUAGAAGAAUGCUGCUUGUAUAUUUUGGUUCAUAUGUCAGAUUUCUAAAAUACUAUUAGCUUUUAUUACAAAUGAAUCGGGAGGGGGGGUUAUGGUUCAUCUAAGAUGCAGCAAAUAAGGCCUUUGCAGGUGCCAUAACACCCUUUGAAUGUGAGGUGGGUGACCCCUGAACUUGGACACAGCUCCAUUCCCAGUUUGGUGGGCUGCCUUUGGCUUUGUGAAUCAUGAUGUGCAUACUGUACUGUCAAAUAAAUGCAUAUCUUUUCCUAA
This is a messenger RNA of Zootoca vivipara (common lizard), 2944 nucleotides long. It is a transcript of the gene FASTKD3, whose product is annotated as FASTK mitochondrial RNA regulator 3. Gene Ontology annotation, biological process: regulation of mitochondrial mRNA stability; mitochondrial RNA processing. Gene Ontology annotation, cellular component: ribonucleoprotein granule; mitochondrial matrix. Lineage: Eukaryota; Metazoa; Chordata; Lepidosauria; Squamata; Lacertidae. Gene Ontology annotation, molecular function: RNA binding. The record is from RefSeq and is a predicted model, not a curated record.